Molecule: messenger RNA, 760 nt
Organism: Drosophila teissieri
Lineage: Eukaryota; Metazoa; Arthropoda; Insecta; Diptera; Drosophilidae
Product: mitochondrial import inner membrane translocase subunit Tim13
Exons: 1
Coding region: 94-453 (119 amino acids)
Source: RefSeq, a predicted model, not a curated record
UCCAAAUUAAAAGGUGAUCCCAAGCGCACAACUGUGAAUCCCACAAUCCUAAGUCCCCCAGCCGCGCGACCGAGUCCCAAAAUCGCUCGUCGAAUGGCGCCCAACCAGCACGACCUCGAGCGGAUUCGCCAGCAGAUCGUGUUGGCCAACAUCCAGGAGCUGAUCCAGAAGAUGACGCGUCGCUGCUUCGACGUAUGCAUCGCCAUGCCGGGACUGGAGUUGCGCUCCACGGAGCACGAUUGCCUGGCCAACUGUAUGGAUCGGUUCAUGGACUCGGUGCAGGUGGUGUCGUGCCAGUACUUCCGACGCCGGCGUCGCCAUCAGCAAAUCCGUUUGGCCCGCUCCUCCCCCGCAGCCACAUCCGCAUCUACAUCCACAUCCAUACCUAAAUCCCCAGCAACCAGCGCAUCUGAACCCGCACCUAGUGCCUCCAAUGAGGAAAAGGUCAAAUGAGGCUUACAGCUAGACAGAUGUCCAUGUGUGGAGUUCAUAGCAAGCCCAAAACGAAGGCAAACCCAGAUCCCCAGUGCACCUGGCUGAUGGCCACUUGUCCUUGAUGGUCCCUGAAGCUUUCGAGGAUGAUUUAAUACUUGGCGGCCUUUUGGGAGGGCGAGAAUGGGUCGUCUAACUGGAAAUGAAAGUGGAUUCUCUACAGGAGUGGCCGUCGAUGAUGUCUUCGCGUUGGUUCCUAACAAAUCCUAGUAGUGUCUGUGCUAAAUGCCGAUGCGCAGCAAAUAAAGAUGUCCUUUAUGUCCUCAAA